Molecule: messenger RNA, 6392 nt
Organism: Phyllopteryx taeniolatus (common seadragon)
Lineage: Eukaryota; Metazoa; Chordata; Actinopteri; Syngnathiformes; Syngnathidae
Exons: 2
Coding region: 483-2864 (793 amino acids)
Cellular component (GO): nucleus
Source: RefSeq, a predicted model, not a curated record
GCGCUUAGUCACACAGCUGUCAUAUGGUAGCGAUAGCAAGAGAAGCAUCCGGUUUUGACUUUCGAAAUUAAACACUACUUUACCAAUCCCAUCAAACACUCUGUAAAUCACACCACACUUAAUGUUGUACUCACUUUGUUUUGUUAAUUUAGCGUGUAGCAAUGGCAAAGCAGAUGCACAUACGCGUUCCAAUACGUUUUGUUUCGAAUAAAUAAAUAAAUAUGUAGUCGUAUUUUGAAAGUAGGUGUUCGUUUCUGGAAUUGCUUCGGCAAGCUAACAUGAAGCUAACGUCUACUCAACUCGCACAGAUGAGAACCUUUAAUGCAACCAUCCACUUCAGAAAAUGUUCUUGAGUAUUUCCCUCGAACGCGUUUACCAAACACUGCUCUAAGUAAACAGUGGAGACACAUGUGGACGCUCGUGUGAGGCUGUGCAAGUGGGUGGAGCUGCUGGUGAUGCUUGCCCCCAGGUGACCAUUCAUCAUGAAGCCUGUCAACUAUCAGAGCUUUCCAUCCAUGGUGCACACCGUACAACCACACAGUGCCUUGGUAUGCACGCCAAAAUCUUCCGACGCGAUGUAUUGCAGCAAGUGUGGAUUUGCCACGUCGGACAUGGACUUGUUGAAGAAGCAUAUGCUUGACCACAUGGGGUCCAAACUGUGCUGUUUUUACUGCCAAAAGGCCGUAUACAGCAAGGCGGAGCUAAACGCUCACCUGGAAGAACACCUCAGGUCGACUUUCUCAUGCCCUCACUGUGGACAGGGCUACAUACGGAGGAUUGGCCUUUUGAAGCACAUUGAGCGCGUGCAUAAUAAAAACAUUAGUCAAGGACCUAAAAAGGUUGGCGUAAGCAAAGAUCCCCAGGUCUGUAAUGCCUUACCAAGUGUGCAAUGUGCUGAGCCCUCAAUGCGGCCACAGGUUCAAGUGAAUGUGCCAUCCCUCAACAUGCCCGCCGUCAGUCUUGUUAAAGACGGGCAGAAAGCUAGAACAAUGAGCACAAUGCUUCCAAUUGCUUCAAAUGGUGUUCAAGAUGGUAUUUUUAAUCACAACAGGGCUUUAACAGUAUCGCUCCCAGAAGAAGUAAGUAUACCUGCUGGCUGCCUCGUUGAACUUGUGGAAGUGAAAACUGUCAAUGGGUCCAAGGAGCUAAAGCUGAGGCUGGUGUCACAACAAGAAAACGAGGCCGGAAUGAAAGAUACAAGAACAACAGUACAACAAAAUGUCACAGCGGGCAAGACUUUGGCGUCCAAAUUAAAUCCCCAAAAUGCAGUAAAGUUGACAAAUAUGGGAAUGUGCGUGGUGAACAGAAAGCAGUUGGAAACAAAGAUGGCGGAUCAGCAAUGCCCUGCUGUUAAAACAGUCAGCACGUCCAAAAUCCUUGUCUCAAAUCAAAUGAGCAAAGAGAAAGCAACACUGAAGAGGAUGUCACAGGAAGUCAUUAACUUAGACAGUCCGACCAAGGUUUCCAAAACGGUCUGCAAUCCCGUGAGAGAGAGGAAUGAAAUUCCACCGAGGCGAAUUGAUCCUGUCCACGGAUGUGCGAAAGCAGCCACUGUUCCCUCCACCGGUGAGACCAGCAUGUUGACCUGCCUCCUGCAGCCGGUAAUAACGGGAUCACGUCGAUAUCAGCAAACAGCAACAGAUGAAAGACUGAAAAGUAUUCCAGAACAUUGCAAGCGUAUUCCCCUUGCAAAUGCAGUCAGGACAGAAAGUUCUCUCCAAGACACGCUGGCUGCUGUUAAACGUGAAGCCGGUGCGCUUUGCUUCAAUGAUAACAUUGGCUCCAAAGUGAAAGACUCUCCAAAAGUCAGGAACACUCCAGCAGGUGUCAACCAGCAAAGUCACAAACCCAAUUCCUUGAAGGUUCCUUCAGGUGCACCUGUCAGAGUGUUACCUUCAACAGUUCAUCUUUGCAAGGAAAGAGAUACUCCUCGUUCGUCUUUCCCAGGUCCUGCAACUGUGCAGAGGACAGUCAACGUGUCCACAUCAGUCAAAAUGCCCGUGGUGUCAUCCAGCUCCAAGUCAAACAUUCCAGCUUGGCCUCAGGGUUUGCCCAGUAAGCAGGCGUCUGAGAGAGACACACCAAAGCCUGAGGGCUUUCCAGUCAUCUCCUCUGUUUUUUCCCUGAGCGAACAGCCAGGAGUCGCUCAGGGUGCCAUGCAGCCGCUGGUUAUGGCACUGCGGGGCAUCGUGAUGGACAAAAGCAACACCACUGAGAAGUUGACAUUAAAUGUCGAUUGCAAAGAUCGGUUGCAGAUAAACCGGACGUGUAGUUCUGUGAAAUUAGAAGGUAAUACAAAAGUUAUUCACCAACAGCUGCCUAUCCCAGUGCUGAAUGACUUAAAGGAUGAUGUCAAGGUGGAGAAAACCAGCUCGACGCAGACGGACAACUGCAGCCACGCUCUGGACUUGAAAUCGAAAGAUGUCAAGACUGUUUCUAAAAAUGCGUCUGAUGCGGCCAUUUCUGCUGGUACAAAUCAGCAGUAUGACAUCUCCAAAUUCUUGACAGUUCCGUUGAUGAGAGUGGACGAACGUGGCAUGUGGAUGAACAGCAGGAAGGUACCUGAACCCCUAGCAACUCAAUGUGACUCGCCGAUACCCGCGCGAGAGCCAAGAAAGGGCACCACCAUUCGCCUGAUGCCACUCAAGGCGGAACAGCUGGUGACGUGGCCGGGCCCGGACCAGCCCGUGGUCGUGCUCAAUCACCCGAAGCCACGGUUCCCAGUCAGUGAGACGGUUGACACUGUUGCUGAUGCCGCAAGCCCAGAAAAGGCCCCCAAGUGUCAAAUAUUAAAAAUGAGGCUGGGCAAAGUGAUGGGGCAGAAAUAUGAGGUUACAGGCUGCACUGUCAAGUUUUCCCAAUGAGCUGUUCACAGUAUCUACAGUGGAUAUAAAAGUCUACACACCCCUGUUCAAAUGCCAGUUUUUGUGAUAUAAAAUAUUACACUAAGAUCAAUCCUUCCAAAACCUUUCCCACGAUAAAUGUGACCUAUGGCCUGUACAAUGCAAUUGGACAAAACAUCUUUUGGAGGGGAAGUAAAACUAAACAAAUGAGAUAAUGCAGUUGCACAAGUGUGCACACCCCCUGAGAACUGGGAGGAGGCUAUGUUCAGAAUUAACCAGUCACAUUCAAACUCAUGUUAAAUAGAAGUGCCAUUUAAAAUGUCUCCGAUUAACGCUACGUAAAGUUCAGAUGUUCUUAAAGUCUUUUUCAAAAUGUUUUACUUCCCCCAUGCUAACAGCUUUCAAAUAUUUUUUUUCAAUUGAGAUGUACAUGUUAUAGGUCACAUUAAUGGUAGGAAAAGUUAUAAAAUUUAUUUUGGUCUCUUUUUUUUUUUUUCCAUAAACAAGCGCCUGGCAUUUGAACAGGGGGGUUUAGGCUUUUAAUAUCCACUGCAUACAUGGAAACUGUACAUAUGUGGAAACUAUUACAAUGAAGAUUUUUGGAAAUAUAUAUCUAAGCUGAUGACAAAAACAAUGUUUGCUUUUCUACUGCAAAAUGAUUAUUAUUAUUUUUGUAUUUUUAUUUUUUAUUUUUUUUGCCCCAGCCUGCCUAACUGUCUCUGUUUGGAAAGCACACACAAGGCAGAGCAUGUAACUGACAGGAAAACGUAUCACGAAUUACGAGUACAUAUAGAGGGUUCUAGUAAGGUUACUCCAAGUCUUCAGUAGCUGCAAAUAUUUCAUAAUUAUACAGUUUGUCCAGAGUGAGUGAAGGAUAUGUAACAGUGGGAAAAGUAAUACAUUGUGACACACCCAUGUGUCAAAUUUAUUACAUAGUAAUAAUGUUUUAUUUUGCAGUUUUACUUUUCUCAAUUGAGUUUGCGUUUGGAGACGUACAGUGCUUUGUUAAAUUGCACAUCAACAAAGAUGAAUUUCUGAACUUUUUUUUUUUUUUUUUUUUUUUUAAAUCCGCAGUGAGAUUAGAAGUGUUGACCCUCAGAACCCUCCAAGACAAGUCCUCUGCCACUAGUAAAUAACAAAUGAAAGUUAAUGUCAGUAGAUCAGGGUCUAGUAACCCUGUUUGAGAGAGACGGCAGCAGCAUGUCAUGCGCUGUCCUGACUAUUCCAACACCUACUACGAACGGUUUUAAACAAAUGUCAUUGCAGAGGUUUUUUUUUUUUUUUUUUUAAUACAACUGGCCCGCUUGAUAAUUUUUGUACAUUUAAUGCCAAAAUCAAGAGAAAAUAAUCCUGUCAUUCAGCACAGGUGUCAGUUUUGAGCCAUAUGAUGAACAACAAUAAUGAAGGAUUCCAGGAAUUUAAUUGUCAUAGCAACACAUAUGGCAGGAAAUUCGAUACCCAAGAUUCCAGAUAACCCAAUUUGUCCCAAGACUUGUAAAAAUAAAAAUAGAAUAAGAAAAUAAGAUGUAAAUAAAAUAUGACAACAAGGGUAAAGAGAAAUGCUUAUCCCUAGAAAUGCUUAUCCCAACUUGUGAGUGUGUGCAGAUACAAAUGCAACAAGCUUGAGGCUUGGAUUGCACAUGAUAUUUCCAUGGUCAUUUUUGUAUUUGAUAGUAUUCAUCAUGCAGGAAUGAAUAGGGAUAGGUGUGUGGGGGCCUCCGAUGUCGAGGUUUACACAGCUCUGUUUAGGUUUUACAGUCCAACAGCUUCCAGAAAGAAGCUGUUUCCCAGCCUGUUGGUCCUGCACUGAAUGCUCUGUAGCCUUCUGCCUGAGGGGGGAGGAUGGAAGAGAUGGUGUGCGGGGUGGUUUGGGCCUUUAUGAUGCAGAGAUGUUGCGGGCACAAACAAAUCAGCAGGCCAGUCUCCCACCUGCCCACUUUUAGUGAUUUUAAGAGUAUGCCUGUGAAUAUUCUUAUUCAUCCAGGCUCUACCUCAAACAAAUAAUACAAAAACAUGGCCUCCUUGGGCCGGAGACAGCUUCACUACCAUUUUACAAUGGGGGAGUUUCCACCUCAUGACACUUGUUGACGGACAAUGCCCUCUCUGCCAGGCGUCCUAACGACUGUCGUUUUGCAUUCCAAAAGAAUGAUACCAUCCGUGGUUUGUGGCGUACCUCCACUUGGAGCGUAAUUAGUUGAGUUUUUCUACACCAACUUGGGCUAUCCCACCAUCCACCCAUUUUCCGUACAGCUUAUCCUGACAAGGGUCGUGGGCGUGUUGGAGCCUAUCCCAGCUAUUUUAGGGUGAGAGGCGGGGUACACCCUGAACCAGCCACUCACAGCCAACUCAGGCUUGUCUGUCCUAACUAAGCCUUGUUGCAUGAACUGAUGAAGUCUGCUCGAAUGAGAGGCGAAACGUCUUCGAAGAGAACCAGAACAGUCCAUUUGCGAUCUAGUCAAUGACCUGAGGAUUUAAGAGUAAGAUUUAAAUGUUAUUACCUGUAGCAUGAGUAACAGAACAAACUGUUCAUCCUAUUUAUCAUGCUGUUUUUGGGAUUUGUUUUUCUUCAGACCAAUUUGGAAGGUGGCCCUAAUGUCUCCAUACCUCAUACUCAUCAAUGUGCGUCAGUUACUUGUCGAGGUCAUUUAAGACUCAUCUUCACACAUGACACAGUGUUUGUGAAUAGUUUGUAAAUACUAAAAACAUGGCUACUAUUUUGAUGAUAAUAGUUUUAAAGCUAAUACCUGGAUCCACCACCAGUGUUGUCUUUAUGGCGAAAGCUGCUUCAAGUUACAGUUCUAGACGCAGAAUGGUACCAAUAGAUGUUGAAAGAGGAGAAUGUUGAGAAUACUGUUCUGUAUGGCCGUUAUUUAUAUUUGAUCCUUAAUGUCUUUUAAAUGUAAUGCCACUUUUGAUUUUGCUGGCCAAGAAUUGUCCCUGCGUAAAAAUCAUGUCAUAUGUUGCGGUUGAUAUACUUUUGUGUUUGUGUACAGUAUGUGUAUUUAUAUAUACUGUACAUUUUGAUAUCCUUAAGGUUUUGUUUAUAUUUACGUAAGUACUUACUGGCCACAGUAUUAGGUACACCUUCCAAUACGAGACAGAAUCUGUACCAGUAUUUAGAUUUACAUCAAUAGAGUUGAUCCUUGGGCAAUGAGCCACCCUCUACAAAGUUCAUUGGAAAAAAAAUGAUCAUUAUGCUAAGUUUUGAAUGACAAUGUCAGAGGUGUUCAUUUAACAAUAGUGGUUGUAGUUUGCAGGUGUACCUAAUAAAAUGUCCAGUGAGUGUAAAAAACAAAAAAAAAGACUUCAAACUGUGCUGUGUCCUAGCAGCAGAAAUGUUCUUACAUAUUCUAACAUUGCAGUGACAAACCUGCCAUGACUGAAAAAAAACAAAAACAAAACAUGUUACCAGUCUUUAAAACAAAUGUUUUGCUUUUAUUUUUUUUAUUUUUUAUUUUUAUUUUCUUGUCACUCAGUGUUCCUGACUGUGGUCAUGUUUUUAUACUGUUACUGUCUUUUUCUAUUAAAACGGUGAUGAUCACAAGCAGA